Symbiodinium necroappetens is the source of this 2433-nucleotide messenger RNA. The record is from the annotation of a GenBank genome assembly. NCBI's taxonomy places the organism in Eukaryota, Dinophyceae, Suessiales, Symbiodiniaceae.
AUGGACAAAUUUCCUGGGGCAGUUGAAACAGCUGCCGUGGCCGGGGCUGUUCUUGCAUCGGUGUGGUUCCUGCGGCGUGGCCGGCCUGCUUCCUACCCUGGCGAUGCAGUUCCGGAAAGUAGCAGGCUUCGGGCUGAUGCGAAGUUGAAGCCCGUCGCGAGCAGAAUCGUCGAGGGAGGCUGGAGACCCAAGGAGGAAGCACAACCGAAGAACGAACUGUUGCCUCACGAAGUCUCCGGCCAGCAAGUUUGGGAGUUCGUGGGCUCCACAGAAACUGACAUGGAGCCUUUUCGUCCUGAAGCUAACCCGAACAGCGCAGAUUGCAUCUUCCGACGCGCCAAGCUGAAUGCAUGGACCGGCCCGAAGCCAGACACCGCACAGCCAGCCGAUGUGAAUGCCGCACUCCACAAGGGCUUCGAGUUUUACAGAAUGCUUCAGUGCGAUGAUGGCCAUUGGGCAGGCGACUAUGGUGGACCACACUUUCUUCUGCCUGGCUUCGUCAUUGCAGCGUACAUCACCGGUCAUUUGAAGACGAUGUACUCAGACUCACAUUGCCAAGCCAUUCAGGCAUACCUUCUGAACCAUCAGCAGCAGGAUGGCGGCUGGGGUUCCCACAUCGAAUCUCCGAGCACCAUGUUUGGAACUGUGCUGAACUAUGUUGCAUUGCGCUUGGCGGGAGUGGAUGCCGAUGAUCCUGCAUGCAAGAAGGGCCGCGAGUUCAUGCAGCAACAUGGGGGUGCCCUCUAUGCACCAUCGUGGGCCAAGUUCUGGCUGGCAUGCCUUGGGGUCUAUGACUGGGAUGGCAUUGCUCCAGUCCCGCCAGAGAUGUGGAUGCUGCCGAGCUGGUUCCCCCUUCAUCCUGGAAGGUUCUGGUGCCACUGUCGGAUGGUCUACCUCCCCAUGUGCUGGCUCUACGCGCGGCGCUUCACCUUCAAUGCUGCGCAGGAUCCUGUGGCCGCGGCCUUAAGGUCUGAACUCUAUGGGGGGCAGAAGUACAGCGAGAUCCCGUGGAGGAAGCACGUGCACAGCUGUGCCGACAUCGACAACUACAGUCCGAUCCAUCCGGUCAUGAGACUGAUGCAGGACGUGUUGCUGGUCUACGAGCGCUUUGGGCCCUGGCAAUGGCUGAGGAAAGUUAGCUGCGACUUUGCCCUGGAGUACAUGUACGCCGAGGAUCUGGAGACGAACUACUUGACCAUUGGCCCGGUCAGCAAGGCCUUCCACAUCCUCGUUUCCUGGGUCGCCGCUGGGGGCGAGACGAAGCCCAAAGAAGCCAGCGAAAGUCGCCCUUUCCAAGCCCAUCUGGCCAGGGUCCCGGCGUACAUGUGGGUCGCCGAGGACGGCAUGAAGGUGCAGGGCUACAACGGCUCGAUGGCUUGGGACACCGCCUUCGCGGUGCAGGCCGUCGUUGAGGCUGGCAUGGUGGAAUCCUACCAGGACAUGAGCACGAGAGCCUGGGGCUGGCUCGUCAAGGAGCAGGUGAGGAGCCUGCCUCACGGGGACUGGCGUCACUUUCGGCAGCCGAUUCAGGGCGGCUGGGGCUUUAGCACCGCUGAACAGGCCUGGCCGGUCUCUGACACCACCGCGGAGGCCUUCAAAGCUGUCUUGCUCCUGCGAAAAGUUCCAAGCAUCAGAUCUGCUGGCCGGGCCAUGCCUGACGAGCAUCUGUGCGACAGCGUUCGGUUUCUGCUCUCCUACCAGAACAACGACGGUGGCUGGGCGACCUACGAGAACAAUCGGGGCUGGAAGUGGUACGAACUUCUCAAUCCCUCAGAGGUGUUUGGGGACAUCAUGAUUGACUACUCCUAUGUGGAGUGCAGUUCUUCCGCCAUGCAGGCACUUGCAUACUUCUCCGAGCAGUUUCCGGAUCACCGGGCGGGUGAGAUCCGGCGUUCCAUCGCGCGUGGUGCUCGUUUCAUUGAGGAAAUGCAACGUGACGAUGGCAGCUGGUUUGGAUGCUGGGGCAACUGCUUCACAUACGGCUGUUGGUUUGGCAUCGAAGGCCUGCUGAUCGCCGGGCGCAAGCCGACCUGCAAAGCGAUCCAGAAGUGCGUGAAGUUCCUUUUAGGGAAGCAGAACCCGGACGGUGGCUGGGGCGAAGACUUUGCCAGCUGCUUCAACCGAGAGUACGCUCCCCGCGAGAAGCUCUAUGGAUGCGAUUCCGGCAGCACCGUGGUCCAGACGGCCUGGGCUCUCCUUGCACUGAUGGCGGCAGACUGCCAGGAGUCCAAGGCCAUUCAGCGUGGAGUGGCCUUGCUCCUCAAGCGCCAGCUGGCUUCGGGCGACUGGGCUCAAGAGAACAUCGCUGGAGUGUUCAACAGAUCCAUUGGCAUCACGUACACUGCAUUCCGGAAUGUGUUCCCUCUUUGGGCGCUGGCGCGCUUCGAAACACAAUAUGGUCCUCGGCACGGGUGCAAGACUUUGAAGACGUGA